This is a messenger RNA of Phoenix dactylifera (date palm), 2536 nucleotides long. Its product is annotated as S-type anion channel SLAH2-like. The record is from RefSeq and is a predicted model, not a curated record. Gene Ontology annotation, biological process: transmembrane transport; intracellular monoatomic ion homeostasis. Lineage: Eukaryota; Viridiplantae; Streptophyta; Magnoliopsida; Arecales; Arecaceae. Gene Ontology annotation, cellular component: membrane. Gene Ontology annotation, molecular function: voltage-gated monoatomic anion channel activity.
CUGGACCAGCGAACUUACUGAUUUAUUGUGGCCGAUCAUGGACACCGUGAUUUGUUAAGAAUUUAGGCGUGCUUCUGGAUGCAGUCCGGCCUACCAGUCCGGUCGCACCGCGUAAGGCCUGACAAAUAGAGGAACAUCUCCGUACACAGGUGCAAGGGGACACACAACGUGGAGUCCAGGUAAGGGCACCCACAUUCAUAUAUAGAACAAUGCUACGGAAGCUCGGAAAAAACGCUCAGAAUGAUCGCUCAGGUUAAUCAAAUGCCAAUUCAAAGGGAGAAAUGGGAAUACACCGUACCAACCGCGUAACUCGUCGAGUGCUCUUUUUUUUAAUUUUUAUUUUGAUAUUCGCCAUCCUCGGGACCGGUUACUUCAGCUUCUUGGAAGCACUGCCACCUUGUCCGCCUAUAUAUGCACAAGCGAAAGCGCCCUGAGUGCUUCUUGUGUGUAUGUGCUCGCCUGGGCCUCUCUCUCUAUCUCUCACUGCUGUUGGUGCCUGGAGCUAUUAAAAAGAAAAACCAGAAUCAAGAAGCCUUCAGUCCCCACUUUUUUUUUUGCAGAGUUGCUGAUCUUUGAGAAUAUAGUUUCGGAGAUUUGAGAAGUAGAACCAGUUCUCCUUCCAAAGAGUACUGUCGUAUCCAAUGGAGAGCAAGGAUCUCCAUGUCCAUCUUUCAACGAGGCGAUGUUCCCCUGAAGAACUCCCAUCUCCUUCAAAGCGUGCCAUAUCCAAAACCAUGGCUUGUUUUGAAAGUUCUGAGUGCGGCAGUGGGUUGACUUGUCCAUCUCCGCUGGCUGCUGCUGUCACUUCCCAAGGCGACCCAAUGCCUGGCAAAGGAUCAGAAACUCCUAAAAUACGUAGCCAAGCCAAUGCGAACAAAUUACCUCCGCUGCAUUCGGUCAUUCGAGCAAAUCAGUGCCGUCAGUCAAAUUCGAUCUCUAUCAGCUUGCCUGCUUCUCCUUCUGGAGUAAGUAUCGGACAAGCUAUAAAAGUUGUGAUCGGGGAUAAAGCUGAAUCAGCUGCCAUUGAUGAAGAACCAAAUCAACCUUCUGACUCAAAUACUAGCAACUCAAGGCCAGCAAAACUGGGGAAGUUUCAUUCUCGGUCCAUACCAGCGGGAAGUUCAUACGGCAAGGCAGCUGCCGCGGGAAAAGUUAACGGUCCAUUCGAGGAUCAGCAAAGGAUGCCAAGAAGCUAUAGUUCGCGGGACAAACGCUUCGAUUCUUUCAAGACAUGGUCUGGAAAACUCGAAAGGCAGCUAUCCAACUUACGUGGAAAGCCGCAGGAACCAGAUGUGGAGGCUAAUGAUUCAGAUAUUAAGGAAAUCGAGGCUGUGCCAGCGGUAGAACGCUACUUCGAUGCCUUAGAAGGGCCCGAAUUAGACACUUUAAGGGCAUCAGAGCUGUCAGCACUUCCUGAAGACGAGAAGUGGCCUUUUCUUCUUCGCUUCCCAAUAUCUGCCUUUGGUAUGUGCCUUGGUGUAAGCAGCCAAGCUAUCCUCUGGAAGACCUUGGCUACAUCUCCAUCCGUGAGUUUUCUACAUGUGAGCUUGACUGUGAAUCUCGUCCUUUGGUGUAUCUCGCUCGCACUGAUGGGCGCUGUGUCCCUCAUUUACUCUCUAAAAAUUAUCUUCUACUUUGAAACCGUUCGACGAGAGUACUACCAUCCAAUACGCAUCAACUUCUUCUUUGCUCCCUGGAUAGCAUGCCUUUUCUUGGCACUCGGUGUUCCCCCAUCCGUUGCAGCAAACCUUCAUGCUGCUCUCUGGUACGUCCUUAUGGCUCCAAUCUUUUGCCUUGAGAUCAAAAUUUAUGGCCAAUGGAUGUCCGGGGGCCAAAGAAGGCUCUCAAAGGUGGCAAAUCCAUCAAACCAUUUAGCGAUCGUGGGCAACUUUGUGGGCGCAUUGCUCGGCGCGACUAUGGGACUUAAAGAAGGACCUAUCUUCUUCUUUGCCGUUGGGUUAGCUCACUAUAUCGUACUAUUUGUAACUCUAUACCAGAGGCUUCCUACAAAUGAAGCUCUCCCAAGGGAUCUUCAUCCAGUAUUCUUCUUGUUCGUAGCCGCACCCAGUGUUGCUUGCAUGGCAUGGGCGCAGAUUUGUGGGGACUUUAAUUACGGGUCAAAGAUGGCUUACUUCAUUGCUUUGUUCCUCUAUGUCUCUCUCGCUGUGCGGAUUAAUUUUUUCCGAGGCUUCAGGUUCUCGCUAGCAUGGUGGGCAUAUACUUUCCCAAUGACUGGUGCUUCCAUCGCAACCAUUAAAUACUCCAUGGAUGUAACAAAUGUGUUUACUCAGAUACUUUCUGUCGGACUCUCCGCAAUCUCUACCUUCGCAGUAACAGCUUUGCUCGUCACCACCAUCAUUCAUGCUUUUGUCCUCCACGACUUGUUCCCAAAUGACGUCUCGAUUGCCAUCACCCAGAAGAGAUCGAAGUUUGCAAAGAAGCUGAGACUACUGAGAUUUGUGAGCUCAGACAUGAAAGACAUUGAAGCUUCUGUCUCAAGAAACACUCCACAAUCAUGAGCGUCGUGUCAUCUUUA